Messenger RNA from Penicillium atrosanguineum, 1314 nucleotides. It is a transcript of the gene pex26, whose product is annotated as protein pex26. The transcript has 2 exons. NCBI's taxonomy places the organism in Eukaryota, Fungi, Ascomycota, Eurotiomycetes, Eurotiales, Aspergillaceae. The record is from RefSeq and is a predicted model, not a curated record. Bases 1 to 1314 code for a protein of 437 amino acids.
AUGUCGACACAUACCAAGCUCUCCUCGUCCUCUACCAGCCCCACGAGGCUCUGCUCCAAGACCUACAAGAAAGCUUCCCAACUCUACCUCACACGACGCCUACCGGAAUCGCUUGCAUCCCUACAGCCAAUCAUCAAUGUCUCGUCGUCACAAGAUGAACAACAAUACACGAAUGGUGACUCGGCCGCGGCCGCGCCCGUUGCGCCGAUCGCCACCGCCCCCGGCACGUGGAGAAUCAAGGUGUGGAAUCUCUACAUCACGCUCCUCAGCGCAAUAGUAGAUCUCGGAGCAGAGGAAGGGAAGAAUCAAUUCGGUCAGAAAGAAUGGAAGACAAUUGCGACACAAGUUCGCGAAGGCGGCAUUUGGCAGGCCGUUGUGCAGGGCGGAUACCAAGGCCGGGAAGGCUCCGUUGACGCCGAGGUUGUCUAUAACUUAGCAACAUUACUCUUGAAUCACUCCUCCUCUCAAGCUCUCAACCAGCAACGACUCGAAACCUACCUAUCAUCCUACGGACAACCCAACCUUGACCUUGCAGACCGUCUUCAAGAUGCCUCCAGUGGCUCUCCACCUCCACGGAUCUCCGCCACGAGCGGAACAGAUACUCCAAAGGACCUGGCUGCCCGUGUGCGGAUCAUCGAGCUGUUUGUCUUGCAUGUCCUUCCCCGCAACGAGGAAUGGGAGUACGCACACGAGUUUGUCAACAUGAGCGAAGUUUUAGACGAAGAGCGCAGAGAAUUGUUCAUACAAACUUUGGAAGGAUUGAAGGAAGAGAAAGAAAGAGGGGAGAUGCGUGCCGCGGAGUUGCAACGCCAGAAAGACAUGGAGCGUGAGCGGCAACAGGAUGAUGAACGCCGGAGAGCCGAGGAGGCAGCCGCAGUCACACCUCCGAGGGCCAAUGGGCACAAGCGCAAUACCAGCGAGGUCGACUAUGGGAUUGAGAAAGAAAGCCCGCGCAAUGCUUCCAAAAGCAAGGGCUCGGGCUCCAAGUCCCCGGAUAAGUCGCCCAGCGGCGGCAAAUCAACAGCACGGACUGCUCUUUCAUCUGGCUCGAAGAACUCGAAGAAGCAGGUCAAGCCCGCUCCUCAGGCGAAGUCAAAAGCAGUGGCCAAUACGCUUCGCAACCUGUUCAAGCAUAUUAUCCAGAGCGUGUCGGGCAACCCACUAUCAAUAGUGCGCACUCUACUCUUCGUGCUUGGAAUAUUGAUGGCGGUGAGCCGACAGGACGUCCGCGAGCGAGUCCGCAGGAUCACGGGCUCCGCAUGGGACAAAGUGAAGGGCACCGUCGGAAUGGGUGUGAAGGUUAGCUAUAUCUGA